AUGGCUGGAAUAUUGAAGCCACCGGGGAAUUUUGCCUUAACUCCCCACAAGGUUUCCAUAUGCAUUUCAGUACAACUCUACACCCCGUCUUCAGCGUUACUCCCUCUAAGUUUCAGUCCCAUAAUUUCUCUCUCUAAAAUCACUAAAAUGGCUGUUACGUUCUCAGUUUUGAACACAGAAUCCGGCCUUAAGGCCCUUAAUGAGUUUCUCUCCAACAAAUCUUACAUCUCCGAGGAUCAAUUGACGAAAGAUGAUAUUAAGGUGUAUGCAGCUGUUUUGGAGAAACCGAGCGAUCUGUACACUAAUGCCAGUCAUUGGUCUGAGAGUAUUUCCUCAAAGGUAGCAGCCAGCUUUCCAGGGAAGGCUGCAGGAGUGAGAAUUGGAGGCCACGCUGCUCCUGCUGUGCACCAGUUAAGGAGGAAGCCAAGGAGCCUGCUGGUGAUGAUGAUGACGAUCAUUGUUGGAUCCCAGCAGUGCUCUUGGAAUGUUCGAUAG
Molecule: messenger RNA, 495 nt
Organism: Fraxinus pennsylvanica
Lineage: Eukaryota; Viridiplantae; Streptophyta; Magnoliopsida; Lamiales; Oleaceae
Source: the annotation of a GenBank genome assembly